GAGCUUAACCUGGACAUCAGACGAAAAGAAGCUUAUCGCCGGGUUGGGGAAUGGUUCGAUUAGGAUAUUCGACACUGCCACAUGGCACCAGAUCGCCGAUCUGGAGGGUCAUGAAAGGCUUGUCUACUCCCUCACUUUAUUUCGGAACAACCGCCUCCUUGCGAGUACAUCUUGGGAUGAUACAGCACGUCUCUGGAAUCUCGACACGAACCUCCAAGUUGGACCACCUCUCCAACACGAACAAUACGUCAAUUGUGGGGCCUUUUCCGCUGAUGGAAAGCUGUUAUCCACAGGUGGUGAGGAUGAAAACGCGUACGUGUGGGACGUUCAAGCCAUCCUCAAAGCAGCUGGCCUAGAAGACCUUCUGUCUAUACCUAAUGCACAAAAAUCUGAACUGAAAAAGAAGGUAUGCAUCAUCUCAUGGCUUUUCAAGAAUGAAACACGCUAAUGUCCCACUCCCACAAGUUGUUAUCAAGUGCUAAUGCUACCCGACGUCCACCCAUCCGUCCAGUCCCCCGUCAAGUGCCAACAGGCUUUUUCGAUAACGUGCAAGAUCGUAAUCCUCCUUCUGUACAUCGCCGCCGCCGUGAUUUUGCACCCUCCUGGGGAUCACGUCCACUUGCGCUCCUCGCUCGCAUUCCCUCGCUCUUCCGCCGUUCCCGACCCAACGUCGAUGAACCAAUUGAACUUCAGCAACGCCCAGGGCCCCCAGGGCCAACUAACUCCUCUCAUUGCAGUCCUCAUGUCGUCGAUGUUGCCGCAGUGGUAGACAGGGAGGUCAUAUUUGUUGCUCGUCGGCCCGAGACUGCUAGUGAAAAGGCCAAGCGCAUUAGGAACCCAAAACCGUGGGUUCGCGUGGUGUUGUUUCUCUGCUGCGUGUCUCCUGGUACCGAUGACGGUCCUGGCACCAACGAGACACAUCGCGGAGCAUAGACAGAUACUUUUAUCGAGUGUAGUGUGAUGUUGCUUUUGCUACCAUAUUAUGACCAGAUAUUCAUUCG
Molecule: messenger RNA, 1001 nt
Organism: Suillus subalutaceus
Lineage: Eukaryota; Fungi; Basidiomycota; Agaricomycetes; Boletales; Suillaceae
Exons: 4
Coding region: 448-933 (161 amino acids)
Source: RefSeq, a predicted model, not a curated record